AAAAGCCUGCUGAAUUGGUGUGUGUAGAGGGAGUCUGUAGGGGUUCAUUACUUUAAUUGGCUGGGAUAAACAGGGGUAUCCACCAUCACCCACUAUACAUCAGCCAGGGGGAGGAUAAAGCCUCUGGUGGAAGAUGGGGCUAUGUUUUAGCACCCUGGCAUCAUGCACAGACCCAGGGAACCCUAUAAACACAUCUAGAAAUUUGCCUGAGUGAUCACAGAUUGCCUGAAAUUGGAUUGAAUAGAAUCUUUUUCUGUUUAAGUAGCAAAGGGCGUCAGCUACUGGCGGCUUCAGGCGCACAUGACAUCCAUCAAACCUGAGUGAGGACCCAACGAGGAUGGAAGAAGUGACCCUCAGAAGCACCACUGUCACAAAUAAGGAGGUGUUUGAGUGGUUCAAAUGGGAUAGUAUUGGAGCAGCGUGUGACCCGAAAUGCGGGAGCUGCAAGUGCAGUAAGUGCCCUCCGGGAGGCAAAGAGAUGACCCUUGGAGAAGAAAAGGACUUGGAAAAGAUAAAGGACUGCCUCUCUUAUGUGCUAGCGGACAAACACAGCGACGCCCCGCACUGGGAUGCGGCCUACCCAUGGAAAGUAAGCCCAGCGAUUCUGCCAGACAACCGCCGAGCAGUAGAAGCAACCUUCCUGAACACCGAGGCUCGGCUGGGAAGAGAACCUGUGUGGAAAGCGGCAUAUGGAGCGCAGAUCCGCAAGAUGGUAUCAAGAGCAGCCAUCGAGCUCACGAAGGAAAAGAUCAAGGGCUGGAACGGCCCAUUCUGGUACAUCAGCCAUCUGGUUGCCCCGAAUCCUCAUUCUAGCUCAACGCCAGUGAGGAUAGUCUGGAACAGUAGCCAGGAGUUCAAAGGGUUGAGCCUGAACAACCUCCUGCACAAAGGCCCUGAUGUCCUCAACUCGAUCCGAGGUGUCCUGCUUAGAUUCAGGAGCAGAUUGUAUGCUGCUCUUGGCGAUGUAAAGAAAAUGUAUAAUUCCAUGUGGCUGAAGGACGAGGAGGUCCAUCUCCAUCGAUUCCUCUGGAGGGAUAACCCCGAAGAUGAAAUCGGUGUGUUUGCCGUUGUCAGAGUCAACAUCGGUGACAAGCCUGCCGGAUGCAUCGCUCAGGUUGCCAUGAGAGAGACGGCAAACCUGCCUCAGUUCACAUCCAUGGUUGAAGAACGUCGGAUCCUGACAGAGGACUGUUAUGUGGACGACAUCUUGACGUCGCAUGAUGAUCUUCAAACUCUGAUUAGGAUGACCGAAGGAGUGGAAGAGAUUCUAAAAGCAGGUGGCUUCGCCCUCAAGCCCUGGGUCCUGACAGGCCAAUGUGGGAGGAGUGAAAAUCCCAUUGACCCCAGCAACGUCAGGUCAACAGAGCCCAAGACUCUGAUACUUCCCAACCAGAUGCGGGAAGAGGAGAACAAGGCAUUGGGAUUGGGAUAUGAACCUGAAUCUGAUAAACUCCGAGUGCUGACGUCAGUGAACUUCUCAAAGAGGCGAGGAAAGAUGAGGACUGGUCUGGAUCUACGAGAGGAUGAGAUCAGAGGCAGCACCCCCGACUCUCUCACCCGAUGCAUGCUGCUGAGUCAGAUUGCAGGGUUCUAUGACCCCAUCGGCCUGGCCUCACCUGCCAAGCAACAAGGAGUGAUGCUCAUAAGAAAGUCCUUUCAGGAAGCAGGAAGAGACCAUCCCUCCAAGGACACCUGGGAUGAUCCUCUUUCGCCACGUCUUCGAGAGGCUGCAAUAAAACUCUUUGAACAAAAUGUGAGGCUUGGCCAAAUUAAAUUCGACAGGAGUCUCACACCCCUUGGAGCUAUAGGUCGCCCAAUGGGGAUUACGUUUUCUGAUGGUAGUGAAGCUUCCUACGGAGCCGUUCUUUACCUACGGUGGGAGACAGAAGAUGGAGUCGUAGUGAAGCUGGUUGAAUCAAAGACCAAGCUCACCCCUCUAGACCAGAAAGGUGAUGUCAUUAAAGCAGAGCUGUGCGGGGCUGUCUUUGCAUCCCGCCUGAAGACAUACUUCGAGAAGCACUGCUACAUCAAGGUCGAUCGGUGGAUCCAUUUUGUCGAUAGUCAGACAAUCCUGGGAGCUAUCCAGAAGGAUAGUUAUGGCUAUCAGACAUUUUUUGCAAACCGGAUUGGAGAAAUCCACAAGGCCGGAUCAGUGGAUAGCUGGAGGUGGGUCGAAGGAAGACAGAAUGUCGCUGACCUCCUCACAAGAGAAGCAUCCCCUGAGGAGCUUGCUGAAGGAUCAGUCUGGCAGGAAGGCCCAGAAUUUUUGAAGUUGCCUGAAUCAGAUUGGCCUGUGAAAACUGCCGGUGAGAUCAACCCCUCUGUUGUCGAAGAGAUCGGGGGACUUCGGAGGAAGGCGUUCUCAGCACUGGUUACAAUAGGAGCCCAGCCCAGGAAAUGGUCAGGCCCAACCAGUGUUGCACUUGUGCGCCUUGUGGACCCCCGAAGGUUCAGUUCACUGGCACGAUUAUGCGGGACCAUCGCUUGGAUGAGACAAGCAGUAGAAAUCUGGCUAGGCAACAGCCCUGCCCCAGUUCGGUCAAAGUGGGAGGCAAGACCAUACCUGUCUGUGGAAAAAAGAGCAACAGCUUUCAAAGAUCUAGCUCUCGAAGCUCAAGAUGGUGUCGAGUUCCGGGACACAACCUUGGAUCGCCUAGUUGUUCAGAAGGAGGAAAAGACAGGACUCUUGCUCUGCGGAGGGAGAAUCCAACGCUGGAAUGAGGAUAGAGUGGCUGUACCGCUAAUCCCAUGCCAAUCGUGGCUCGCUACCCUACUGUACCCUACUACAUACACGAAGUAAGAGCAUGCACAUCCCAUACCUCGCAUACCCGGGCAGUACACCACACACCUGCCAAAGGGAUGUGAUUGACUUGGACAUUGGACUAAGCUGCUCCUCCAUCGGUCGUGCCUUCAUUAGACACAAAGACAUUGUGCAAAGCAAAGGGCCCUCUUGUGAAAAAAAAAAAAAAAGAAAAAAAAAAGGUGUCACUAAGAGGGGUCCUUUGAGUGAUUUUGUUAAGUUCCCUGGAUCAUAAGAUCAGGAACUUAAGUGGGAGGUGUUGUGUUUUCUGCGGAGUUCGGUCAUUUGUGAGAUUUUUGUUUAAUCCAAUGUUUAUCAAUGUAUAAAAAUUGUAUACAUGUUGCAAAUAGCAGUUUAUAGUGUAGUGCCCCUUUAAGAGGAGUGUCCUGUGAGAAACAUGUGACCGGUGUUUACUAUAAAAAGGAAGUGGGAGAUUCAUUUAAUUUGUAAUGACUUUCAACCCGGUGUGCAGCCACUUGAUUUAUUACCUGGUUAUCCUUUGUGAAAAAAAUAAAAUAAACAAACACAUGUGGAAUACCGAGUAAUAUCCUUUGUACACUGGGUUGCCCUUUCCGUGGGAAGAAAAACGGAACAACCUUAUUGAAGAUGGCAGACCCAGCAAGCCUGGCAAAUCCAUCACCUACUGAAGGUAGGUCAUCAGCAGAAGGAAGAGAGAUGACCUCUCUCAUGAUGCUAAGGAUUCUCCUGCUGACGUUGCGGACGGCUCUGUGUACAGUAGAGCGAGGGAUGGCAAAAGCCCUGGCAACAACUCGAUAUGAUGUGGCACUUGCUAACCAAAACAGGAACAUGAGUGUCUCCAGCACAGGGCCCCAGCCAUGGUCACACUCUUCUCCAGGGCUGUCAUUAAACAAUUGAAUGACCGUCUAGACAGAUGAAAGUCAGGGCGGAGAUCACUAAUGCCAUCAAAAUACACUGCCAGAAUGGGAACAGUGUUGUUCAGCUGGCAGUAUUGGUUUGGUCUCUCUCUCUCUAAAAUUGAAUGACAAAGAAUAUAUUUGAUUGAUGAUCAUGUUAUCACAAAAGGAAUAAAAAAUUAUCUUUACAAUGCGUUUCUUGCAUUAUUUUAGACACCUUGUAAACCUGUCAGCUUUUACAAAAAAUAAACUGAUAUUGACUAAAAUUGGGUCUGUUUUUUAAAAAUAUCUGCUCAGCAUUUAAA
Molecule: messenger RNA, 3980 nt
Organism: Onychostoma macrolepis
Lineage: Eukaryota; Metazoa; Chordata; Actinopteri; Cypriniformes; Cyprinidae
Exons: 2
Coding region: 338-2800 (820 amino acids)
Source: RefSeq, a predicted model, not a curated record